This is a messenger RNA of Nicotiana tabacum (common tobacco), 999 nucleotides long. RefSeq lists its product as uncharacterized. Lineage: Eukaryota; Viridiplantae; Streptophyta; Magnoliopsida; Solanales; Solanaceae. Gene Ontology annotation, molecular function: aminoacyl-tRNA deacylase activity. The record is from RefSeq and is a predicted model, not a curated record.
GUUAGAAAAAUAAGAGAAAUGUGUGUGACAAAAAUAAAAAAGUAAAAUAAAACAUUUUCUAAUCCAAACGCGCCAUAGUACAGAACUGAACGAGUUGAGGGCAAUGGCGGAAGCACUAACCGAGCUGGAAAAAAUCCAGACCCGAAUCCUCCAACGGAUAACAAAUCUAGAGCUAUCUCUAGAAACUUCCUAUAAUAAUUCCUCCUCCGCCACCACAAAUUCUUCUCUCUCCGCCGCCACCGCCGCCGAUACAACCACCGAAGGCCGCCUUUCGAGCAUUCUCGUCGCCAAUGGCGUUAGAGAUUUCAGCUUCAAGCGCGUCCCCUCUGAUUACUACGAUUGGCCUCUCGAAGCUCGUCGUGACGUUCUCGGUGCUGCAUCCAUUCAUCAUCUCUGCAAAAGCAUUGUUCUGGUUAAUACUCAAGCCCCAUCUAAUAUUACUGAUUGUAGUGAUCGUAACAAUUCAAAGUACUACGUCGUUGUUGUACAGUAUACUGCUCGAUUCAAUGCUGAGACUGUGAAGAAUUUUCUGUACACUCUCAAUGAUGGCAAAAUAGCCAAAAAGAAAUUCAACAUGAGGCUUGCUCCUGAGGAGACAUCAGGAAAACUGACUGGUUAUGAACACAAUGGAGUUACAUGUGUUGGCAUGAAAACGGAUAUACCGGUGAUUUUGGAUGAAGCAAUCACAAAGCUCAACCCUGACUACUUCUGGUUAGGAGGUGGUGAGAUUGAUCUUAAACUGGGGAUGAGGACAUCAGAAUUCAUCAAGUCUGUCAAACCAUUUAUUGUCAACUGUAGCGGUGCUUAAACUGAUCCCAUUUUCACUAAGUUAGUACUAACUGAUCUCUUUCUCUAUUGGUUAAGCUCUUUAAAUUUGUCAUGCAAUGGACAAUUUACCAUUUGUUUGCUGGAUAUAGUAGAUUAUGUAGUUUUAUUCAAGCAAACAAAGGGUUAUUCUGAAGUAUAUAUCAAGGGAGAGAAUCUGCACUAGUUAGAAAA